AUGAUUGAAAACAGUAUGUUUGAAGAAGAGCCCGAUGUGGUUGACUUGGCAAAAGAGCCUUGUUUACAUCCCCUGGAGCCUGAUGAAGUGGAGUAUGAACCAAGGAGCUCCCGGCUCUUGGUGCGUGGCCUUGGAGAGCAUGAAAUGGACGAUGAUGAAGAGGAUUAUGAGUCAUCAGCAAAGUUGCUGGGGAUGUCCUUCAUGAACAGAAGCUCGGGUCUCCGGAAUAACAUGUCUGUCUAUAGACAAAAUCCAAAUGGAUCAUGUUCGGUGCCCUCUACGAGGACCAUGGUGGUUUGCACAGUUGUUCUUGUGAUUGCAGUUUCAUUAAUAAUGGCAAUUUAUCUUCUUCCCAAAUGUACCUUUACCAAAGAAGGCUGCCAUAAAAAAAAACAUACAAUGGAACUAAUAUACCCUUUGGCAACCAAUGGAAAACUAUUUCCAUGGGCAAAAAUUAGACUUCCUGCUGCUGUUGUACCACUGCAUUAUGAUCUUGUCUUGCAGCCAAACCUAACUACUCUGAAAUUUGCAGGCUCUGUAAAGAUAGUGGUUAACAUUGUCCAGGUAACUUGGAAGAUCGUACUUCACAGCUCAGGACUUAAUAUCACCAAGGCAACCAUUACUUCAGCAGAUCAAGCAAAGCCAGUUGAAUUCCUGGAAUAUCCAUUGCAUGACCAGAUUGCAGUCAUGGCUCCUGAGGCUCUCCUUGUAGGACAGAAUUAUACUGUCAACAUAGAAUAUUCAUCUAAUUUAUCAGAUACCUAUUACGGGUUUUACAAAAUUUCUUACAAGGAUGAGAAUUCUAAGCAAAGGUGGUUUGCGGCAACUCAGUUUGAACCUCUGGCAGCAAGGUCUGCGUUUCCGUGCUUUGAUGAACCAGCAUUUAAAGCUACAUUUUUAAUCAAGAUCAAAAGAGAUGAGAAACUUUCCACUCUGUCAAAUAUGCCAAAGAAAGCCACGACUCCUGUGAUAAAUGGAAUUGUUCAAGAUGAGUUUUUUGUGAGUUUGAAGAUGAGCACCUACCUAGUAGCCUUUGUUGUUGCAGAGUUGAAAAACAUCAGUACGGAAACUAAUGGGAGCCUG
Fulmarus glacialis (Northern fulmar) is the source of this 1083-nucleotide messenger RNA. RefSeq names its product leucyl-cystinyl aminopeptidase-like. The record is from RefSeq and is a predicted model, not a curated record. NCBI's taxonomy places the organism in Eukaryota, Metazoa, Chordata, Aves, Procellariiformes, Procellariidae. The annotation marks the transcript as partial. The transcript is spliced from 3 exons. Gene Ontology annotation, molecular function: peptide binding; zinc ion binding; metalloaminopeptidase activity. Gene Ontology annotation, cellular component: cytoplasm. Gene Ontology annotation, biological process: peptide catabolic process; proteolysis.